Molecule: messenger RNA, 2294 nt
Organism: Artibeus jamaicensis (Jamaican fruit-eating bat)
Lineage: Eukaryota; Metazoa; Chordata; Mammalia; Chiroptera; Phyllostomidae
Gene: INTS15
Product: integrator complex subunit 15
Exons: 6
Coding region: 360-1706 (448 amino acids)
Source: RefSeq, a predicted model, not a curated record
CCGCCAGAGGGCGACCUCCCAGAGCAGGCGCUCGCCACGGACCGUGCUUGACCCCAGCGGGCCGCCGUCGCCGCGCUUGCUUUUUUCCCCGCCGUUCGGCUCCCCGGCGUCGGGCUCUGGCGGCUCGCCGUGGCGCCUCAGUCGCACACCUGGGUUUCCCGCUGGCCGGCGGCGAAGAUGGCCCCCUGAGCAGGCCCGAGCGGGGAGCGGCGGGCGGGCGGGCGCCGCGGCCCAGGCCGGGCUCGGCGGGCGGGGCCCGGGUCGCGGCCUCUUUGUCUCCAGGGCGGCGGGUGCGUCCGCUGGGCUCGGGGCGGAAGUCCGGCCGCGCUGCCGGUGCCCCGGGCCGCAGCGGCCGCACCAUGAGCGACAUCCGCCACUCGCUGCUGCGCCGCGAUGCACUGAGCGCCGCCAAGGAAGUGCUGUACCACCUGGACAUCUACUUCAGCAGCCAGCUGCAGAGCGCGCCGCUGCCCAUCGUGGACAAGGGCCCGGUAGAGCUGCUGGAAGAGUUCGUGUACCAGGUUCCCAAGGAGCGCGGAGCGCAGCCCAAGAGAUUGAAUUCACUUCAGGAGCUCCAACUUCUUGAAAUCAUGUGCAAUUAUUUCCAGGAGCAAACCAAGGACUCUGUCCGGCAGAUUAUGUUCUCAUCCCUUUUCAGCCCCCAAGGGAACAAAGCCGACGACAGCCGGAUGGGCUUGCUGGGAAAACUGGUCUCCAUGGCCGUGGCUGUGUGUCGGAUCCCCGUGCUGGAGUGUGCGGCCUCCUGGCUCCAGCGGACGCCUGUGGUGUACUGCGUGAGGCUGGCCCGGGCCCUCGUGGACGACUACUGCUGCCUGGUGCCGGGCUCUGUGCAGACGCUGAAGCAGAUGCUCAGCGCCAGUCCCCGCUUCUGCUGCCAGUUCGUCACUUCUGUCACCGCGCUUUUCGACCUGUCAUCAGAUGACCUCAUCCCACCGCUGGACUUGCUUGAAAUGAUUGUCACCUGGAUUUUUGAGGACUCAAGGUUGAUUCUCAUCACUUUUUUAAAUACUCCGAUUGCGGCCAACCUCCCCAUAGGAUUUUUAGAGCUCACGCCGCUCACCGGGCUGAUCCGCUGGUGUGUGAAGGCACCUCUGGCUUACAAGAGGAAGAAGAAGCCGUCCUUAGCCAAUGGGCACAUCGCCCCCAAAGCCUCCCCGGACUCGGCGGGGACGGACAGAGACUCGCACCUCUUGUACUCCAAACUGCACCUCAGCGUCCUGCAGGUGCUCAUGGUGCUGCAGGUGCACCUCACCGAGAAGAACCUGUACGGGCGCCUGGGGCUGGUCCCGCUCGAACACAUGGUCCCGCUGGUGGAGGACAUCAGCAGGCUGGCGGACGAGCUGAACCCCCUCAACGCCUCCCAGGAGAUCGAGCUCUCUCUGGACCGCCUCGCGCAGGCGCUGCAGGUGGCCAUGGCCUCCGGCGCGCUGCUAUGCACGAGAGAUGACCUCAGGACCUUGUGCUCCAGGCUGCCCCACAAUAACCUCCUGCAGCUGGUGAUCUCGGGCCCCGUGCAGCAGUCACCACACGCGGCACUGCCCCCCGGGUUCUACCCGCACAUCCACACACCCCCGCUGGGCUACGGGGCUGUGCCUGCCCACCCUGCCGCCCACCCUGCGCUGCCCACACACCCGGGGCACACCUUCCUCUCGGGCAUGACGUUUCCAUUCAGGCCCAUCCGCUAGGCUGGCCCCACCCGCCACCGAGUGGCACCGUGCCUUCUGCGCCUGGGCGGAGGAAGCCUCCCGGAGAGGGGCCAGCCCACAGAAGAGGACCUUCGGGAGGCAGCGGGCGGCCCCUCCUCACCAGCAGGACCGUCUCGGGGCAGAAGUUCCGUGACCUCGCCAACCAGGUGCCGUCUACCUGGCUACGCUCGUGAGAGUCCAUACUGGACAGACAGAGGGGAAGGGCCCAGCCCGGGCAGAGCGGUGCGGCACCUCUCGGCGGUGCCCGCCCUGUGAGCCCGGCCCCUUGAGAGUCAUUCCAGGUGCCCUCGCUGAGCCUGUGCGGUCGGGGACGCGGGCGUGCGGAGCAGCGUUUGCACGUCCACAUGCCUGGCUUCUUUCCUUGUGAGCAGGAUGCGUCCUGCCAGGAACACGGGCCCCUCCGCUCCGAGGGCUCCGUGAGCUCCGAGCUGAACCGGUGCCCUCAGGCCACACCCAGCACUUGGCUGGCGUGGGUGCGGUGCCCGCCCCCGAGGAGAGGGGCGUCCGUUUCACUGGGAUCGCUGCAUUUUUCUUUCACGUGUUCCAAUAAAAUUUUUCUAAACAGUU